Messenger RNA from Paramecium tetraurelia, 354 nucleotides. RefSeq lists its product as uncharacterized. The transcript has 2 exons. Gene Ontology annotation, molecular function: hydrolase activity. Lineage: Eukaryota; Ciliophora; Oligohymenophorea; Peniculida; Parameciidae. Gene Ontology annotation, cellular component: cytoplasm. The record is from RefSeq and is a predicted model, not a curated record.
AUGAAAUCCAUAUAUUACUCGUUCUCGACAGUUUUUGAAAAAAUAAUUAAAAGGCAGAUACCUGCAAAAAUUAUAUACGAAGAUAAACAUUGUUUAGCCUUUGAGGAUAUAAAUCCUAAGGCAAAAGUACAUGUUUUAGUAAUACCUAAGGAGCAUUUAGAUAGAUUAUCAAAUGCCUCUGAGUAGCAUAUUAAUCUAUUAGGAAAUUUGAUGUAUGCAGUGAAUAGAGUUGGGAAAUAACUACAAUUAGAAGGAUAUAGAGUGAUAAUAAAUGAUGGAUAGAAAGGAGGAUAAACAGUGUUCCAUUUACAUGCUCAUAUUUUAAGUGGAGAAAAUUUAACUGGAUUUGAAUGA